CGACUGACAUUGACAUAUGACGUCAUGUUAUGUUUUAUCUAUCUUGGAAAUUUAGUGCAUCAUUAACAAUAAAUAAAAUUGGAUAAAAAUUUUAGUUCACGUGUACUUACCGCCAGUAUUUAUUUAUUAAACUACAGCAGCGGAAAUCCUGUCUGCCGCACCUGCUGAGAAAUUUCACAAUGGCCAGUAAUCAAGUACCAGGCGUCCAGGCAACAGCGCCUGAAGAUCUUCCACCACCGUACUCCGCAGUUGUUGGUAAUCCACAAUAUGGCUUCGUGGCGCCGGGCGGAGAACCCUUUACUGCAGCCGGUAGCGCGUACCCUCAUCCUCAACCACCAAAACAGUUUACACCACAAGGAGUGUAUCCUCACCCCACUAUCACUAUAACGAACACUCAGCCUCAGGCUGGUGAUAUGGGGCCGAUGCAACCCCCUCCUGUCCCCGUCGGAAUCGUCCUGCCGCCGGCGGUGGGUACGGAACCAGCGACUAUAACUUGCUUCAACUGUAGUAAAGUUGUGACAACAAGAGUGACUUACACAACGGCGUGGCAUACUCAUCUCGUUGCAGGAUCUGUCUGUGUUAUAACCAUGGUCUGCUCUCUCUGCUGUCUUGGCCUCGUCCCAUACUGCUUUGAUACAUUCAAAGAUGCUGAGCAUUACUGCCCCAACUGCAAUACUUUUAUUGGUAAAAGUAGCAAAUGUUAAUUAGUUGGCGGAAAGCUGAUGAUUUGAAGUCUCGUGAAAUUUAAAGCUGAAAAUUGAAAAAAAAAAAGAAUUUUAAGCUGUUAAGCAAUUAUGGUGCCAUUAAUAUGCAACAUGAGCCCCCUAGUUGCUAAGUGCUAUUAAUUACUAUCAAUUGUCUUCUCAACAUUUUGUAUUGCUUGUGAGUCACCUAUUUAUUAUUAUAAGAAUACAUUCAAAUCUUGAUUCACAUUCUACUUCACUUGUAUUCUAUCAAUGUAUUAUGAAUUCUAACUUGUUCUUGCCUUAUAUUCACCAUUCACUACAAUCAAUAAAUAUUGUAUAAGAUGUUGUGCAUAAUGAGCAAUAUUUUUUCACAUAGAAUGUAAUAAUAUGUUUAGAGUAAAAUUAUACAUGUGGUUAGGAUAGAUAGUGUCCAAUGCCUUCCUGUCAGAGAUAUACUCGAAAACUAAAAGUAAGCUUGUUUGAAAGAAAUUUGACCAUCCCGUUUAUAGAGACAGAGUUGUUUGCCUUGUCUGUCAUGUAAAUUUUCAGAACUUACUCCCAUUCUGAUUUAACAGUGGCAUAACUGGCUUUUUGAAUUUAGACUAAGAAUGUAAUUCUUAUUUGUAUUUCAAUGGCAAGUCAAACUUUUUUUUAUUGUAACUAAUGACAAAAAUAAUAUUUAUAAUAGAGUUGGCAGAUAAAUAAGGUUUUGGGUAUAUGCUCUCAUUUAGGUGUAGUUUUUUUUAAUAUUUAUGUAUAUUUUCGAAAGCAUGCUAUUUUAUUCUUUUAAUUAUUUUGGUAAUAUUUAGGUACAUAAUAAAGGUUUGUCGUAUUUCCAAUGCUAAUAUAAAUGCAUUCCAUCCAUUUUUAUAUUCUAUUUUAGAGCCUAAAAAUAUUUUAAUGUUUCAGCAAAUCCUUAUAGGUAAUUUAUUGUAGCAGAAAUAAAUGUGUUGGUAAAUUAUUUAUAACAGUUAGGAUACGAAUCAGUUAGGGAGGAAACAUUAACAACAUAAUUAACUUGGCGACUGAUAUUAGACUGAGUUUUAAAAAUACGAUUACUUGUGAAAAAUGUAAAAAGUAAAUUUUGUUAUACAGAUAUUAUGUAGCAAUAUAAUUAUUGAAAACAAGACGUAAUAAUCAGUAAAGCUUUUUUAUUUUGUAACUGUUAUAAUUUUCGUACAGGUACAUACAUAGAUGGUAACCAAAGCUAAAUUGUAUACUCAAUUUUGAUGGGUAUAAUGUAAAAUACCUACCCAUUGUAUGAUGUUAUUUCACUGUUUAUAAUUAUAUAUGUUAAUGUAUUUAAAUUGUAAA
Messenger RNA from Trichoplusia ni (cabbage looper), 2000 nucleotides. Its product is annotated as lipopolysaccharide-induced tumor necrosis factor-alpha factor homolog. The transcript is spliced from 2 exons. The coding region runs from base 180 to 704 and encodes 174 amino acids. The record is from RefSeq and is a predicted model, not a curated record. NCBI's taxonomy places the organism in Eukaryota, Metazoa, Arthropoda, Insecta, Lepidoptera, Noctuidae. Gene Ontology annotation, molecular function: zinc ion binding.